This is a messenger RNA of Centropristis striata (black sea bass), 2217 nucleotides long. RefSeq names its product nucleoporin 54 (gene nup54). Gene Ontology annotation, molecular function: structural constituent of nuclear pore. The transcript is spliced from 15 exons. Bases 22 to 1770 code for a protein of 582 amino acids. Gene Ontology annotation, biological process: NLS-bearing protein import into nucleus; nuclear pore organization; protein localization to nuclear inner membrane. Lineage: Eukaryota; Metazoa; Chordata; Actinopteri; Perciformes; Serranidae. The record is from RefSeq and is a predicted model, not a curated record. Gene Ontology annotation, cellular component: nuclear pore; nuclear pore central transport channel.
AAGAAGUACCAGACAGUCAACAUGGCGUUCAGUUUUGGCGGCGCCACGAGUAACCCUGCAGCAAGCACUUCCGGGUUUUCAUUUGGUUCAUUUGGUGCCAAAACCACAGCAUCCACAGCAGCAUUUGGCUUUGGAGCUCCAGCCACCACCACCACCGCCGCAUCUGGAUUCGGCACUCUAACAGCCCCUGGUUUUGGUGCAGCCACAACCACUGCUGCUGCACCAGCCACAGGAUUUAGUUUUGGCUCCACCAACACUGGAUUUGGGGGGCUGGGAGCUGGAAACACCACGGCUGGUGCGUUUGGUGGCUUUGGGACAACUACAACAGCUGCCACUGUACCAGGGUCAACGUUUAGCUUCGCUGCUCCCUCCAACACAGCAGGAGGCCUGUUUGGUAACACACAGAACAAAGGGUUUGGGUUCUCCUCGGGGCUUGGUGCUGGGACCGCUGCUGGGACAACAGGAUUUGGAACUGGAUUAGGAACAACUGGCCUGGGUGGGUUUGGAGGCUUUAAUAUCCAGCCAACUCAGCAGCAACCAGGUGGCUUGUUUGGCCAGCAGGCCCAGCAACAGGGUCAGGCUCAGCCCACGCAGCUUUACCAGCAGGUCACAGCUCUGUCAGCUCCCACCUUGUUAGGAGAUGAGCGUGACUCCAUCUUAGCCAAAUGGAACCAGUUGCAGGCUUACUGGGGCACUGGGAAGGGCUACUACAGCAACAACAGCCAACCAGUUGACUUCACACUGGAGAACCCAUUUUGCCGGUUCAAGGCGGUGGGCUACAGCUGCGUCCCACUGAGUAAGGAUGAGGAUGGUUUAGUGGUCCUGCUUCUCAAUAAAAGGGAAGCUGACGUACGAGCUCAGCAGCAGCAGCUGGUGGAGUCCCUCCACAAGGUCCUGGGAAGCAACCAGACACUCACCGUUAAUGUAGACGGUGUCAAAGCCCUGCCCAAUGACCAGACAGAGGUGAUAGUUUACGUGGUGGAGCGUUCCCCUAAUGGCACCUCCAAGCGGAUCCCCGCCACCACACUCUUCAGUUAUCUGGAGCAGGCCAACAUCAAGGUCCAGCUCACUCAGAUCGGAGUGGCCAUGUCUGUCACGCGCACAGAGCUGACCCCAGCACAGCUCAAACAGCUGCUGCAAAAUGCACCUGCAGGUGUGGACCCCAUCAUUUGGGAGCAGGCUAAGGAGGAUAAUCCUGACCCAGAGAAAUUAAUACCAGUGCCCAUGGUGGGUUUUAAGGAGCUGUUUCGCAGACUGCAGAUCCAGGAGCAGAUGACCAAACAGCACCAGACCAGAGUGGAUAUUAUUUCUAGUGACAUCAGUGAGCUGCAGAAGAACCAGGCAACAACAGUGGCCAAGAUCGCCCAGUACAAGAGGAAGCUGAUGGAUCUCUCUCACAGGGUGCUGCAGGUGCUGAUCAAACAGGAGAUUCAGAGAAAAAGUGGUUAUGCAAUCCAAGUGGAUGAAGAGCACCUUAGGGUGCAGCUGGACACCAUUCAGUCUGAACUCAAUGCUCCCACACAGUUCAAGGGUCGGUUGAAUGAACUAAUGUCCCAAAUCCGGAUGCAGAAUCACUUUGGAGCUGUGAGAUCAGAAGAGCGCUACAGUGUUGAUGCAGAUCUUCUCAGGGAAAUCAAACAACACUUGAAACAGCAGCAGGAUGGUUUAAGUCAUUUGAUCAGCGUCAUCAAAGACGACUUGGAAGACAUCAAACUCAUAGAGCACGGGCUGAGUGACAGUGGACACAUGAGAGGAGGCAUCCUGAGCUGAGUCUACUCUACCAACACACACACACACACACGCUCUAUCAAUCCUCUGCCUGUCACCGAGACGAGUCAACUUGACUUUUUUUGUCACAGUGUUGGAGUAAUCUUGAUUAGCUUUGAUCACAGACAGGCGUCUGAAUCUGGAGUACUUGCUUUCUUCAUCACUAUUUUAUCAGGACUGUGCCCCGCUAUCAUUACCAACAAAGCAAUGACGUGUUAAUCCGUGGUUUCUGGACUGAUAUGGAGAGCUUUGUGGAAACAUCGCCUAAAAAUAGCUGGCUUUGUUUACGUUCAAUCAGAUUAUGGAUAUGAGGCUAUGAUUAUGCCUCGCAUGUAAACAAGUUGUGGAACUGAGUGUGUGUUGUGAGUGAUUACAUUGUAUAUAUAACUUUGUAUUUCUUUUUUAUGCUCUUGUUAGAAUGUUAAUAAAUUUCAUUUAAAUUGAAAACAA